Molecule: messenger RNA, 1380 nt
Organism: Colletotrichum lupini
Lineage: Eukaryota; Fungi; Ascomycota; Sordariomycetes; Glomerellales; Glomerellaceae
Exons: 1
Coding region: 1-1380 (459 amino acids)
Biological process (GO): regulation of transcription by RNA polymerase II
Molecular function (GO): DNA-binding transcription activator activity, RNA polymerase II-specific; zinc ion binding
Source: RefSeq, a predicted model, not a curated record
AUGAUGGACAUCUCACGCAGCAACUCUCCCGCCCCCGGCACCGGCUCGACAAACGGCGACGUCAGUACACCGGGAGGAGCAUCGGCAUCGGCCGCAGCAGCAGGCGACGUCAAACUCCGCCGAGCCCACCGGAAAUCUCGCAACGGAUGCAAAGAAUGCAAGCGCCGCCACGUGAAAUGCGACGAAACACGCCCGACCUGCGUCAACUGCGCAACAGCUGAGCGACACUGCUCCUACCUCGACUCCCUUCCGGCAUCGGCUCGCUCUUCCGCCGUCUCCUCUGGCCCGGCCGCCAAGCGAGCAGCCGCAGCCGCCGCCCUCGUCGCCAGCCCAGCGGGCAGCUCCGGUAGCAAUGGCAAUGGCGCCUCCGCCGCCGCAACAGCGGCUGCCUUUGCAACCUCACCUUCCAUCACCACAGUCGUAAACGACUUUGUCAUGCGCACCGAAGAUGACCGCGGCGUACCGAGCCCCCCUAACGGCCAAUUCUUUACCCUCGAACACAUGCGCCUCCUCCACCACCUGGAAACCCGUAUGGGCACCUUCAUGGCCGCAGACGUAUUUAUGAAACCCUUGGUUGACAUGAACCUCGAGGCUGCCCUCCACGCCCCUUACCUCAUGGACGUCCUCCUUGGUCUUUCUGCCCAGCACAUGGCCGAGCUGAAUCCCCAACGCGCUGAUUUCUACCAGCAUGAGGCAACCCAGCUCCAGACCCGCGCUCUCAUGUUGUUCAACGACGCCAAGGAGGAAAUCGACGAUGACACCUGCAUCCCAAUGUUCCUCUUCGCAUCCUGCCUCGGAACUCAGGUCCUCUGCGAUACCCUCCGCAGCUACCGUAGCGACUUCAACGGAUUUCUCGACCAAUUCGCCUGGUACCUCAAUCUUCACCGCGGCGUUAGCACCGUCACCGGCCGUUCCUGGCACAUCAUCCGCGAAUCCGGUUGCAAGCCCUUUGUCGACUUCCUGGAAUCUAAUAAGCCCGACCCGAACGAGCGCUCCGAAGUCGACAUCCUUCACAGUAUGCUCGACCAAGCCGAUCUCGGCCCCGUCUCCCUCCAAGCCUGCCGUGAUGCAACAGAGUCUUUACGGCAGUCGUACUCCAUCUACCGCAGCAUUGCCAUGAAAUCCAGGCAUCAAUCCGCCUCCGUCAUGGCCUUCGGAGUCCGCGUCACAACAGGCUUCAUCGACGUCGUUAAGCAGCGCCGCCCGGAAGCCCUCGUCAUCCUCGCCUUCUACGCUGUCCUCCUUCACUGGUGCCGCAGUUACUGGAUCUUUGGAGACGCUGGCCAGUGGAUCAUCCGCUCCGUCUCGGCGCAUUUAGGAGAUUACUGGUCAGAGUGGCUGGCCUUCCCUCAAGCAGUGCUCGAGGUGCAUGCAGGCUGA